Molecule: messenger RNA, 435 nt
Organism: Zasmidium cellare ATCC 36951
Lineage: Eukaryota; Fungi; Ascomycota; Dothideomycetes; Mycosphaerellales; Mycosphaerellaceae
Exons: 1
Coding region: 1-435 (144 amino acids)
Source: RefSeq, a predicted model, not a curated record
AUGAGCGGUGACUGGAGUGCUACUGUGGAAUUGGCGAGUAAGCCUGUCGAUAAGGCUAGGUAUCCUAGCAGUCUCAUCGUCCUGGCGCUUUGCAAGUUUCGAGGUUCUCUUGAUGAUUGUGGCUCGCGGCGUGUCGCAAGACUGAACCUUCUUCCUUUCCCGGGCGGAAAACCGGAUGAAGUAGCUAUGAUUCUUCUCAUUGAACUCGAAAGUGAGGUCGCGCGGUGUUUCGAUGAUUUGCCGUCUUUUAGACUGGAGGUCAAGGCAGCGAAACGGAUGUUCGGCAAGAAGAAGUUCUUCAAAGUUCGGCCGGCCACAAUCCUGCGAUCGGACCGGUCAAGAAGACCAACGUGGCAGCAUCGCGCCGAGGAGUACACCCGGAUGGAUCACUUCAAUCGAGGGAAACGACGUGUGAUCUUCAAUCAGCCAGAAUGA